GUUAGAGGUUGGUGGCUCUCGAGGUCUUUUUCCGGCAUUCUGACAGACGCUCUACAUGUAGGACUCACCUACGGGUGAUGUACUUUUAUUUUAGUCCUACUAGACUGCACUUAAACCUAUGCUUUGAAGUUAUAUGUUUACUUUAUAACUCAUCCUGUUAUUCUAGUAGGUUGUUCUACUAGAGAUUGGUUUGAAUUCCUUCAUAUUCUGUUAUAUCUUGCUUCCGUGUCGCACUUUUGGUUACGUCACGCCCACGUGACGGCCAUCAUGCCUGGAUCCUCUGGAUCGGGGUGUGUCAGUUUGGUAUCAGAGCUUAGGUUGCAGUCCUGUAUAAUUGUUAAUGCUUUAAUGAUCUUUUGAUGUUUUCUGUCAGAAUUAUGCCGCCUCGAAGAGAGCGUAGGGAGUCCCGCCGUACUCCUAAUCCUAAUUUCUCGGAUAUCGUUCAGUUGGGGGAAGUAAUGGCUCAGGCUUUUCAGAAUGUGAUUCCUCCUCCCCCACCUCAGAGGACACCCCUAGAUACCAUGUACAAUUUGAAAUUAGAUCGUUUUAUGGGUGAUGAAGGUCACGAGGGGGCAGAGAAAUGGCUAGACCAUAUUGAAAAGACGUUUCAGGUGAUGCAAAGUCAGGGGAACUUUCCGGCUGAUAGGUGGGUAGAGACCACUACCUGGUUUUUGGGUCGAGAGCCGGCAGGUUGGUGGAGGAAUCAGACGCAGUUUAUGUCCCCAGCUAUGGCAUCUGAUUGGGAGGUAUUUAAAGAUAAUUUCAAGAAAAGAUUUGUCCCCCCAGAGUAUAUUGAUCGCAAGAAACAGGAAUUUACUCGGUUGAAACAGAGGAAUAUGACAGCUCAUGAGUACUACAGAAAGUUUACUGAUUUGUCUCACUAUGACCUGAUACAGCUGGUAAUUAGGGAGAGAUGCUUCGACGUUUCAAAUUGGGAACUAAGAGAAGUGGCGUACCUUUGCCAGUGCACUUCCCUGCGCCGAUUACCAUGAGUUUUUCGAGAUUUUGGUCAGGAUGGAGGAUUUUGAUAAUCUUCCCAGUGAGAGUGAGGAUGACGAGGACAAGAAUGAAGGUUAGAAGAAGGAUGAUAAAGGUAAGGGUAUCUCUAUUCCGGGACCUCGCAAGACUCAAAAUUUUAAGAAGAGUGGAGCAAGUUCGAGUUCUUCUAGUGGUGGAUAUAGUAUUACUGGCCCGAGGAGAGGUGGUGGUAGAUUUUCUGGUGGGCCUAGAUUUCAGAGGCAGAGGGAUUCUGGUGGUGCUGGUGGUUCUGGCGCGUCGUGGUGCCGCCGUUGUAAUUUUUGUCAUCAUGGUGAGUGUAGGAGAGGUAGUGGUGCUUGUUUUACUUGUGGGCAAAUGGGACAUCGGGCUUCUCAGUGUCCCCAGGGUCAGCAGAGACCGCAGCAGACCACUAUGCCACCUCCAGCGCCGAUUCAGCAUGGCUUUGGACCAGGCGGUUAUGGCCAGUCGAGUCGUGGUGGUGCCUACCACUACCAGGGGGAUGCUGCUCCGUAUGCUCCCGGACCUCAUUAGUAUCCCCAUGAGCCUUAUCCUCAGGCAGGGUAUUCUCAGGACUUUGGGGGUUAUUCUUUUUAUUCAUCCAUGCCAGCUAGUGGAUCUCAGUGGCAUCAGGGAGGUCAGCCCCGUCAGGGGGAAGUUGCUACUGGUGGUGCAGGAUCAUCUAGGCAGCCUAGUCAGCCAGGCCAGGGACGUACUUUUCAAGGGCGAGGUAAUCAAGGCAGUAGAGGUCGUGGUGGACGACAGCAAGCUCAGGGGCGUGUUAAUCACAUCUCACUGCAAGAGGCUCAGAACCAUCCAGACUUGAUCAUGGGUGACACCUAUCCCGAGGACGAGCGCAUCCAGGGACGUCACGG
Malus domestica (apple) is the source of this 1871-nucleotide messenger RNA. Lineage: Eukaryota; Viridiplantae; Streptophyta; Magnoliopsida; Rosales; Rosaceae. The record is from RefSeq and is a predicted model, not a curated record.